Micropterus dolomieu (smallmouth bass) is the source of this 1548-nucleotide messenger RNA. RefSeq names its product interferon a3-like. The record is from RefSeq and is a predicted model, not a curated record. Bases 705 to 1343 code for a protein of 212 amino acids. Gene Ontology annotation, molecular function: cytokine receptor binding. NCBI's taxonomy places the organism in Eukaryota, Metazoa, Chordata, Actinopteri, Centrarchiformes, Centrarchidae. Gene Ontology annotation, cellular component: extracellular region. The transcript has 6 exons. Gene Ontology annotation, biological process: defense response.
AUCCUGUGUGUUCGUUAAUACUGUGACUGCAGCUGCGUGAUCAAUAUUAAGCAGCAUGUUUUCACUUCCUGUUUGUUCUCACCUUCACAAUAAAGCGAGUUUAGCAGGAAACAUGACUCCAGCUAACAUAAUAAUCUCCGGUUACCUUCAGUUUAAAGUUUCAUUUUAAACACUACACUGACCCUUGUUGUGUGAAAUGACUUGUUUCUCUCCUGUUCACCUGUUCAGGUGGGUCAUAUCACAGUGUCAGUAACAGAAGAAGCCCGUGUGCGUGAGAGGUGGUGACCUUGAGUGGAGAGCUCUGGAACAGCGAGCGUCCAUCAGUCCGCCGCUGAGCCUUUGAAGCCUGAGCAGCAGAGUAGAACUUGAUGAGGGCGUAGAACCCGGGCGGGUUGAGCGGCGCGUUGGGACACACCUUCAGCAGGUAGAGAGGACCGAAGGACGAGAACACGCGGUCCAAGCCGUCCUGAGGAGGAACACACACACACACACACACACACCUGUUACAGUCUGAGGGGGACAGCCUCUUAAAAACAGUGAUUUCUGAAUGGAGUCUGGCAGCACGUUCUCGCUCACGUAGAUCUGAGCUUCGGUGUUGGACGGCUGGAUGUCCCACACAAACAGAGUCUUGUUGUUCUCCACAGGAACGUGGAACUCCAGGAUGUCCACCUCCAUCACACCUGCAGGACAGCCAAGAACAGGAAAUGUCCCCUGGUCUUUACUGUUCAGCAGCAUGUUGGAGACCAGGACACACAGCAGUCCUCUGCAGUACCGGCACAGUCUCCUUCACCGUCCUCGUCUUCAUCAUGCCAAGCUGGACCAGCCUGCUCUUCCUCCUCUGCCCGCUGACCUCAGCCCUCGGCUGUGAUUGGCUCACACACUAUGGUCAUGCAAGCAACAUAUCUCGGACUCACGCCGAGCACAUGGGCGGUCAGCUGACCAAAGAGGAGUGUCCUGUUUCCUUCCCAUACAAACUCUACGAACAAAUAAGGACGACAAAGGUGGAGUCCCAGCUGGUUUUCAUCAGAGACAGUCUGAAGCUAAUUUUCGGUCUCUAUCGGCACAACAACAUCUCCUCUGUUACCUGGGACACCAAAGAGACGGAACACUUCCUGGUGUGCGUCUACAGACAGAUCGAGGAACUCGACAGCUGUGUGUCGACCACGAUGCCAGGCGACGUCAAACUGAGAAGAUACUACAGGAGACUCGCUAGACGCACUCUGCACUGCACUGGUGGUAGUGCUGAGUCCUGGGAGCUGAUCAGGAAGGAAACUAUAAACCACCUGCAACAGCUGGAACUGCUGGUGAACGCCAUCGUAGCUUCAACUUCCCGCCGACACUGACACGUCUCACAGCCUCCACCAUGUUUCUGUUGUCUAUUUAUUUAUCAUGUUUCUAUUUAUGAACAAGGUCAAGUCUUCUAUUUAUUUAUUUUAAUGUCUUCUAUUUAUUUAUUUUAAUGUCUUCUAUUUAUUUAUUUAUUCAUUGAACUGACAUUUUUGUACCCACUGAGACUGAUUUUACUUGAAAACGGUUUAUAACUGAACA